AGUGGGACGCGGGCUGGACCCAGUGGCACAGAGUGACAGAGUGGACACGGUGGACCAGCAGCGACCGUUGGCGAAAGAGCAGCCAGAAUAAUUAACGGGCGAAAACGAAAUGAGACGGCCUGUGCUGCAUUCUCCAUGUGAGCUGGCCACAGAGCGUGCAUUUAUAUCCGUCAUUUGUUCCUCCGUCUGCGCCAUGCACAUUCCACCGUACAUUAGUCGACGACACAAUGGAGACCCUGGAUCUCCUCGUCAUCGGCGCUGGUACGUCUCCCUCAACUGACUCUAUAUAUCCAUUCUAAGAUAACAGGCUGGAGCGGCCUUGCUGCCCUCAAGACAUACCGCGAAGUGCACCCCUCUGCCUCGGUAUGCCUGCUCGAGAGCGCUUCCUCAGUCGGUGGCGUCUGGGCCACGCACCGACUAUGGGACGGACUCAAGUCCAACAACAUGCGUGGCACUUAUGAGUACUCGGACUUCCCCAUGGAUGAUUCUUACGGCGUCAAGCACGGCGAGCACAUCCCGGGCCAUGUCGUCCAGCGGUAUCUCGAGCGGUACGCGGAGCACUUUGGCAUCAUGGAGAGCGUCCGGCUGCAGUGCCGGGUGACCGUCGUGGAGCACCACGACGACACAACCUGGACGGUGAGAUACGUUGAUAUCGCAGGCAGCGGUCUUGAAGUCCAGGUGCGCGCGCGCAAGCUCAUUCUGGCCACGGGCAUCACGUCGCAGCCCUAUCUGCCGCACAUCCAAGGGCAAGAGACAUUCGACCGGCCGCUCUUCCACACGGUCGACAUGCCCAUCCACCACAAGUCCACCGUCCAGCAGGCCCAGAACCGCAUCGCCGUGCUGGGAGCCACCAAGUCCGCCUGGGACGCCGUCUAUGCUGCUGCCACCGCCGGCGCCCAGGUCGACUGGAUCAUCCGCGACAACGGCCACGGCCCUUGCUGGAUGGCGCCUCCCUACGUGACUCCAUUGCACCGCUGGCUUGAGAAGCUCGUCACGACGCGCCUCUUGACCUGGUUCAGCCCGUGCAUCUGGUCCGAUCCCGUCGCCGAGCAGCCUGGCUCGCGCGUGCGCCGGUUCCUGCACGGCACCUGGCUGGGACGCAAGAUCACCGACACCUUCUGGGCAAUCCUGGGCAACGACGUCGUCUCGCUCAACAAGUUCAACUCGCACCCUGAACUAGCCAAGCUCAAGCCCUGGAUCUCGCCCUUCUGGGUGGCCUCGGGGCUGUCCAUCCUCAACUAUCCCACCAACUUCUUCGACCUCGUCACCGAGGGCCACGUCCGCAUCCACGUCGACCACAUCGACCACCUCUCCCAGGGCACAAUCCACCUUGCCAACUCCCCAGCCCCUCUAUCCAACAUCUCCGCCCUCAUCGUCGCCUCAGGCUGGGAACCCACCCCCUCAAUCACCUUCCUCCCAGCCUCCCUCCCCUCCCUCCUCGGAUUCCCCAACGCCCCAGACCCCCUGCCCCAGUCCCUCAUCAAAGCCGCCGACACCGAGAUCCUGCGGCGCUUCCCACGCCUCGCAAAGCGUCCCGCGCACGCUUCCCCAUCGCAAUACUCGCCCCUCGCCCCAGACGCACAGACAGAGUCCCAGUCGCUGCACCCCUACCGUCUAACGCGCUUCAUGGUCCCAGCGUCGUCCCUGGCAGCCGAGCGCAGCGUCGCGUUCGCGGGCAUCGCUAUGACGAUCAAUACCCCCUUGCUUGCACAAACUCAGGCACUAUGGAUUGCGGCAUUCUUUUCCGAUCAGCUGAGUCUGCAGGGGAUCACCACUGAGCGGUGUCCGGUAGAUAUUUCCCCGAGCCAUUGCCGGGAGGGUGAUGCUAAGAGCAGCGAGAAGAGCGUGAACGUAAAUGUGAGUGAAAAGGAGACAAAUGCAGACGCAGACAUCCUGUACGAAACGGCGCUGCACACGCAGUUCGGCGUGCAUCGGUACCCUGGUGGUCUUGGGCGGAGGAAUCCGGACUUUGUCUUUGAUGCGAUUCCGUAUGUGGAUGUGCUGCUGAAGGAUCUGGGGAUUGAGGGGGCGAGGAAGAGAGACCGGGGGUGGAAGAGAUGUGUUGAGCCGUACGGGGUGGAGGAUUAUGUUGGGCUUGUUGGCGAGUGGAAGGGAGAAAAGGCUGUUGCUUAAUCCAUAAUCCAUAAUAUCUUGUUACUAUCUCAGUGUUACUCUUAACUUGAACUACUUAAUAAUCCCUCAAUACUCAAACCGCUCGAAAAUGGCCACUCCCUCCUCGUCAACACCUUCAAGCAUUCCCCUCGCCCUCCCAUUCCACCUCACAUGCGCUCCUCGUCCUCCUCGGUCCUCAAUGUCAGUCGCUACACUCACCUGCGCCCCCGGAAUCCCGACCUGGAACCCACUGACCAGUCCUCCCUCCGUCUGUUCUUGUCCAGCAACAAUCGCCACAGACCCAUCCGCACACCCAGCAUUCACAGACUCCCCGUCCCGCGCCAGGAACGAACUCACCACCUCCUGGCCCGGGUUGCUUUCGCUGGCAUACGACAGCCAGAGAACCGAGUAGAGUCCUAGAUGGGCUCGUCCGCGCUGCAGUGAUUUCGUCGACGAGGUGAACGGGCGAGAUGACCAG
Aspergillus versicolor CBS 583.65 is the source of this 2590-nucleotide messenger RNA. Its product is annotated as flavin-binding monooxygenase-like protein. Lineage: Eukaryota; Fungi; Ascomycota; Eurotiomycetes; Eurotiales; Aspergillaceae. The record is from RefSeq and is a predicted model, not a curated record. The transcript has a single exon. Bases 445 to 2133 code for a protein of 562 amino acids.